Molecule: messenger RNA, 1214 nt
Organism: Micropterus dolomieu (smallmouth bass)
Lineage: Eukaryota; Metazoa; Chordata; Actinopteri; Centrarchiformes; Centrarchidae
Exons: 3
Coding region: 182-1093 (303 amino acids)
Source: RefSeq, a predicted model, not a curated record
GCCCUUAUCUGUCACAUGCUAAAUUUCUCCCUUCUAGCACUGGUCUUCACAUCCUCAUCCACAGCUUCACCUCUUUAUUUUAUGUUUCUUCAUUCACUUCAUCCCAUCACUUGACCAGAUGAUCAGCUCAGUGUAAGUAUGAGGCACACAGAAACAACCACAUCCUGACCCACUUGUCACCAUGAGGGCCAUCCUAGUUCUGACUUUAUUCAUGUUCAUUCUCCUGAUUCCUGCAUCUUCUGGUGUUAAUCAAACACAGAACAGCCUCACCACUUCUCUCCCAAACAACAUGACAGCAUCUGCUGAAGCUCAAGAUAAUAAACAUUCUACAUCUGACAGGACUACUAUGACAUCAGCAUCACCACCGUCAUCAUCUAAAGUGCCAUCACACAGUGCCAUCACAGCAACUAACCAACUUUCCACCACAAUCGCAAACCUUGCCUCUAAGUCCAGCAACAGCAACAAGUUAUUGAUUUUUGUCAUUUUGUUGGCCAUCUUGGUAUUGGUGCUCUUCAUGGGAUGCCUCUAUAACAUGAGGGACCAGCAUUCAGGACAGGACAGGUCUGUCCCCAGGCUCCUACUGAGUGUGAGGGAGAGACUGAGGGCAGGAAUCGGUAACCUGGAGGACCGAAUAGGACUUCGCCUCUGGCCAGGAUGGAAGAGAGGAGAGGAGGAGGAUGAAGAGAUAGAAGGAAUACAGGGAGAAGGAGCACAGAGGAGAGACAACGGGGGAGAAGGAGGUAGUCAUAGGGCAGUUCCUCGCCUGACUGUAAGGUCUUAUCCCAUUUCCAAGGAAAAGGGGGAAUACAGUGACGAAGACAGUGAGGAAGACAGUGAUUCUUCAGACGACUACUCCAGUAUGGAGGGGGACAACCUGAGAGAGAGGGCGCUCAGCAGAAAAGAGGAAGAGGAGAGGCAGCAGAAUGCGAACGAGGAAGGGGAGGAAACAAGUAGUGCAAGUGAGGGAGGUCAAAAUGCUGUGGUAGGAGAGAGCAAUGGAGAUAAAAAAGGAAGCUCAGAAGAGAUGGCAUUAGUUGGCUCUCUGAAGGAGGAUGUCAAAAAAGGUGAUUUAUGUGAUGUCACUGUCCUGUAGUGAAGCAUCAUUGAAAGGAUGCCAGGAUUGUAAGUGAGUGAAAUCGUUGAUCAGGGAUCAGAUUUAGAAGGAGAAGGAACGUGAUCAAAUGUGUGAUAAAUGUAUGGUUCAUUGAAGGUUA